This is a messenger RNA of Arabidopsis thaliana (thale cress), 1085 nucleotides long. RefSeq names its product Bifunctional inhibitor/lipid-transfer protein/seed storage 2S albumin superfamily protein (gene XYP2). NCBI's taxonomy places the organism in Eukaryota, Viridiplantae, Streptophyta, Magnoliopsida, Brassicales, Brassicaceae. The transcript has 2 exons. Gene Ontology annotation, biological process: lipid transport. The record is from RefSeq and is marked reviewed. The coding region runs from base 11 to 400 and encodes 129 amino acids. Gene Ontology annotation, molecular function: lipid binding. Gene Ontology annotation, cellular component: extracellular region; plasma membrane.
AUCAUUCACAAUGGCAUAUGCAACUAUUCUCAUGAUCUUCUCGGUGGUGGCACUAAUGUCCGGCGAGAGAGCUCAUGCAGCAGUGGACUGCUCAUCGUUGAUACUAAACAUGGCUGAUUGUUUGUCGUUUGUGACUAGUGGUAGUACAGUUGUCAAGCCGGAAGGAACAUGUUGUUCAGGGCUUAAGACUGUGGUUAGGACAGGACCAGAAUGUCUAUGUGAGGCUUUCAAGAACAGUGGUUCUCUUGGUUUAACUCUUGAUCUUUCUAAAGCUGCUUCUCUUCCUUCUGUUUGUAAAGUUGCUGCUCCUCCUUCUGCUCGUUGUGGCCUUUCUGUCUCUGGAGAUCCUCCUGCUACUGCCCCUGGUAUGUGUUAUUUCAUACUUAAGUCAAGAGACUAGAUUUUUCGAUUUUGGUGAAUUUAUGAAUUAAGUAGAGAUUUUUUAUUGUUUAGUUUGAGAAUUUUGAUUUGAUCCUUUUUGGUUUGGUUUUAGAUUAACAAAUUAUAAUUAAAUAGUAAGUAUUAUUUAUAUUUAUAUUUUCUGUCUAUGUAAUUAAAUCAAUAACUAUUGUUGAAUUCCGGUUUUUCAAUUAGGUUUGGUUAAAUGGCAUAAAAUCUGGCUAUACAAUCUAUUCAAAGAUAUGUUUGAAUCUUAUUCUAGCUAUUAAAAACAUAAAAUUUUAACUGAUAAAUUUCAAUUAAAUUUUUAUAUUUUUUAUAUACAUAGAAACAAUUUUUUCUUUUAAAAAAGAGUAUUUAUAAUAAAUGACUAUAGAUUUGAAAAGAAUGUACAAACUAACCUUGAGUCACAGUAUCUUGUCGGAAAUAUGUUGGAGAACACGUGUAAUUACGUAAAUGUCCUUUGUAACAUGUUAUUUUUUCGAAAUACAUGCGAUAACAUAAUAUCCUCUUUUUAUCUUGUUAUUUUCUCUUAUUACAUAGUAUUUAUAAAAAGCACAUGGUAUUUUUUGGAAAAAACAUUCUAUUCAGUUUAAUAUCUCUUUUUAUCAUGAUAUUUUGUAGUAAUACACGUUUUUUAUUAAGAUCACACGUGAUUUCUUUAAAAAUAAAUUCUUAUUUUUUAG